AUGGUCAUCAUCAUCGGAGGCGGCCCGGCCGGGCUGCUUGCAGCGCUUCAACUCCACCAGAGCAACGGGCUGUCGCCUGUGGUCUACGAAAUCCGACAAAAGCCAACCACACUCGGCGGGGCCGUAGGGAUCCCGUCCAACGGCCUCCGUCUCCUGCAUCGUCUUGGCCUGUACGACGAAGUCGCGGCCAAGGGUGCUCUGACGCCAAAGCUUGUCCUGCACGCCCUAAAGGGCUGUGUCAUGGGCGAGAUGGACCUUUCGUCGUGGAGCAAGCAGCAGACCGGAUUCGGGUACAUGCGGAUCCAACGAACCGACUUGAUGGACAUCUUGAUACGUGCCGCGAAGCAGGCGGACAUCCAAGUCCGCUAUGCGAAAGUCUUGCAAAAGAUCGAGGAAAACGACGACAAGGUCAUUGUUCACUUUGCGGAUGGGACGGUGGACACAGCCGACUUCCUCCUCGGCUGCGACGGAAUCCACUCUGCUGUGCGGAGGCUGUACGUCGAUCCGAAAUGCAAACCCGAGUACACGGGCUUCUCCAACAUGUUCUCCCUCGUCCCGACGGCGAACCUCACACCCGCCGCGUCAUCGGUCCGGACUCUGAGCGCAACCCUCACCGCCAACGGCCUCUUCGCGCUUACUCCCACUACACCGAACUGCGACCUCCUGUACUGGUUCUUCUCGCGCGAGAUUCCCCUCCCGGCCAUUGGCGACGUGCGUGACGGAUGGGAGGAGCGCGGCAAGAACGAGUCAGACAACUUCAAGUCUACCCUCCUCGACCUCUUGGGCCACGAAAGGUCAGAAUGGACCGACAUGGUGCGAGAGGUCCUGCAUAACACCAAGUCGGUCCAGUUCUAUCCGAUCUACAAGAUUCCCAGGGGCCGGCCGUGGUCGCGAGGUCGUUGCCUAGUCAUCGGCGACGCCGCGCACGCGAUGCCGCCGCACGCGAGCCAGGGGGUCUCGAUGGCGCUCGAGGACGUCUUCCUGCUCUCGAAGCUUCUGAGGAGCGACGUACCCAGCAUCGCGGACGGCCUGCUGGCGUACGAGGCCAAGCGGAAGCAGAGGACAGAACAGAUGCUCGACGCGGCGGAGCGCAACGGGUCGGUGCGCAAGCAGACGGCCCCCUGGCGCCUCCGGGCGAGCGAGCUGGCGAUCUCGGGGGGGCUGUGGGUGUACAAGAUGGCGGGCCUGGAGAAGUUGGGGCUGGGGCAGAAGCCUCUGGCCUACGACGUUGAGGAAGAAGAGUUUUGA
Molecule: messenger RNA, 1248 nt
Organism: Colletotrichum destructivum
Lineage: Eukaryota; Fungi; Ascomycota; Sordariomycetes; Glomerellales; Glomerellaceae
Product: Putative FAD-binding domain, FAD/NAD(P)-binding domain superfamily
Exons: 2
Coding region: 1-1248 (415 amino acids)
Molecular function (GO): monooxygenase activity; FAD binding
Source: RefSeq, a predicted model, not a curated record